AUGGAGACCUUGAUGCUACGAGCUGAUAUCAGAGAAGAUGCUGAAGCCACUAUGUCUCGAUUCUUAGGAGGGUUGAACAGAGAGAUUCAAGACAAGCUAGAGAUGCAGCAAUAUGAGGAAUUAGAAGAUAUGUUGCACAAAGCUAUCCUCAUAGAACAACAACUCAAGAAAAGAAGCACCAAAACCGCUUAUGGAGUUGGGACAAUACCUAUUAAACCGAGGGAUGAUGGUGAAUGGGAAUCAACAGCUGAAUCUGAAGCCGAGUCUCAUUCUGAUCAUGAAGAGCUGCCGGCUCAAGGUUCCUUACUUGUAUCAAGAAGAUCUCUAAGUGUUCAAGCCAAAGCCAUGGAAGAGGAGCAGAGAGAGAACCUAUUUCAUAGCCGAUUUCUUGUGCAAGGAAAAGUUUUUAGCCUCAUCAUAGAUGGAGGCAGCUGCACAAAUGUAGCAAUUCAAGAGAUGGUCAACAGCCAAGUCAUGGUUCCUAUUACCAUUGGAGGAUAUGAAGACGAGAUACAGUGCAGAAAUACUACCCUCAUACCUUUGACACCUCAAGAAGUCUACCAGGAUCAAAUGCAGCUAAAGAAAAAGACAAAACCGCCUACUAAAGCGUCUAACUUCUACUUAAAGGCUGGUGAUGUCAAAAGAUCUCUUAACUAUAAUCAACCGUUUCUUUUAUUUGUGUUUAAAGAGGCUCUCACCAACAUGACUAACCUCACACCAGUUUUUCCGAGUAAGAUUCAAACUCUUUUGCAGGAAUACAAUGAUGUCUUCCCCGAAGAUAAUCCUAAAGAAACCAAUCCGGUUGAGACAAAGGAGUUACAAAGACAAGUUGAUGAACUAAUGGAGAAAGGACACAUUAGAGAAAGCAUGAGUCCUUGUGCAGUACCGGUUCUGCUUGUGUCCAAGAAGGAUGGGAGCUGGCGAAUAGCAUUCAUAGGGAUCUUUGUAGUUGUCUAUUUCGAUGAUAUCCUCGUUUAUAGCAAGAAUCUAGAUGAGCAUGUAAUGCACUUGAGAACUGUUCUAGAUGAGCUAAGAAAGGAAAAACUAUAUGCCAAUCUAAAGAAAUGCACCUUUGGAACAGAUAACCUUGUCUUUUUAGGUUUUGUUGUAACUGCAGAUGGCAUUAAGGUGGAUGAAGAUAAAUCAAGGCUAUCAAAGACUGGCCAACCCCUAAAACUGUCGGUGAAGUUAGGAAUUUUCAUGGCCUGUAUAGGAAUCGGAGCCGUGCUGAUGCAGGACAAGAAACUGAUUGCUUUCUUUAGUGAAAAGCUUGGAGGAGCCACCCUCAAUUACCCAACCUACGACAAAGAGCUGUAUGCUUUGGUCAGAGAUUUACAAACAUGGCAACAUUACUUGUGGCCUAAGGAGUUUGGCAUUCAUACUGAUCAUGAAUCCUUCAAGCAUCUAAAAGGGCAGCAAAAGCUUAAUAAGAGACACACAAGGUGGGUUGAGUUCAUUGAGACCUUUCCUUAUGUCAUCAAAUACAAGAAAGGUAAGGACAAUGUAGUUGCUGAUGCAUUUUCUCGAAGACAUGAUACGAGCAUGGACGAGGUGCGAACUGAGGGUCAGGCCGGAGAACUAGUUCAGGUCCGGAACCAAGACCAAUUGGCCGACCUAAGCGAAGUGGAGGUUCAGGACGGAAAGCCAGACGAAGUGGACGACCCAAGUGCGGAUUUAUUCGAGCUCACUGGUCCAAUAACGCGGUCUCGGGCCAAGAAGUUAGCUAUGGCCGUUUGGAGGUUAUGCACCGAGCUGAAGGCCAAGUUUACGGACGCUACACUAAACAACCGAGCUGUAACGCUUUUAACCUACUCGGACGGUGUAGCUCCUUAA
Molecule: messenger RNA, 1833 nt
Organism: Eutrema salsugineum
Lineage: Eukaryota; Viridiplantae; Streptophyta; Magnoliopsida; Brassicales; Brassicaceae
Exons: 8
Coding region: 1-1833 (610 amino acids)
Source: RefSeq, a predicted model, not a curated record